GUGGGUAAAAUAUUUGUUGUGCUUGUGGUCGCUAUGGUUUGCAGGUGUUUUUAAUACUAACAAACAUUGUUGUCUAGUCUAUGUAUUACUUCCCUAAUUUUUCUUCUAUUAGUUAAGAGCGUAUUAUAUAUAAAAAUAAACAUUAAGCUCAUAUUUAUCUAGUUCUGUUAGAGAAUGAGUGCAGUCAAAAGUUCCAGUUCGUGUAAAGUGCUUCCUUCCACUGGAAGAUGUAUUGGGCAGUCAAGAAAUGAGGUUUCGGAGAGCAACAAUAGAAUUGGGAAUUCAUCGAAUACUCAAGCCGUAACAGAAGAAGAAUUGUUACAAAAGGAAUACAUUACACCCGACGAAGUUUUAAAACUUUCAAAGGUUACUGAAGGUUACCUGUGCUCUCCAGAGGCCAAUAUUUAUGGAAUUGAUUUUACUCGCUUCAAAAUUCGGGAUAUGGAAACAGGAACAGUGUUGUUUGAAAUUGCUAAACCAUCUGUUCCAGUGUCAGAGGAUGAGGACAAAGAGAAAGAUACAAGGGAACAAGAAAUUUCAGAUCCAAGUACUGGCCGUUUUGUACGCUACCAUUUUACUCCACAGUUUUUGAAACUCAGUGCUGUUGGAGCAACGGUAGGGUUCACAAUGGAGUCCUUUUCUCAACCUACAUUGGCAUUCUUCACCAGGAAGAGCGUACAUGCAGUCACUUCCAUGGUCACUGCAUUACCAAUGGAUCAGGAAUUUCAAUCCACUGGAUCAUCCUGUCUCCUUCAUCAGGAGCUACAUAUUAGUUCUCGAGUAGUGGUUCAUUUGGUUCAACACUACCAUCGAUGUGAAGAGAUGAUAAAGAAUCCAUUCCAGACCCGAUCAGACAGUUUCUACUUCGUUGAUAACAAGUUGAUUAUGCACAACAAGGCUGACUAUGCUUAUAACAGUGGCCUUCAGUAGAAGGUUUGCCUUGUCAUGUAGGAAAAAACCUUCAGCUCACUAAAUUUCACUUGCAGUAUGAGUAGAUCUGAUAGUGUCAUGCUUACAUAGUGAUCAGCAUUCCUGCUUUUUUCACCAUUUUUUCCAUUCACAGUUGGUUUUUGUCUGUAGAAUUGUACACAUUAACUAGUUUUACUAUUAAUGAUAAUGUAUUAAGUGACAGGACCAUAAAUAGGUAGCUAGAUACAUAUUGUUAUAAGGUUUGAUUAAAGAUGACACUCAUGUAUAUGGAGCACAACACCUGUGUGCAACUAUACAUAGAAAUUAGACUUUAGAUAUGAAUGGUACCUAUACUGCAGCAAACAUAAGUAUAUGCAUUUUGGUUGAAAACUUUCUUUCUUGCCAGGUUUGAAAUGAAACAGUUUUUUUUGUGCAUUUAGCAGAAAACAUUUAAUAUACUAUUGUUACAUUUUUAAGAUUAUACUUCCUUGUGACACACUUGCAUUUAAGAUGCAAUUUAAAAAAUUCAAAUUUGGUCAGGUAGUAUGUUCGGUUGUACAUAACUGUGUCAGAAGUAAAUAUUUGACUUUUUUUUUUGUCAAGCUUAUGUUUGGUGCUAAAAACCAAUUAAUAAGCAGACUUGUAUCUUGUGGUACUCAUAUAUAGUAAAUGUAAAACACUUAAGACAUAUUCACUAAAAUAUUCAUAUUGAUAUUGAUUUACUAAUAUACUAGAAAGUUUAAAACAUUCCUCUUACAAAGUGUAAGAUGUACAAUUUUUUGCAAGCAUUACAAGUAUCUAAAAUGAACCAGUUAUUAUAUUAUAAUACAACACAUAUGACAGUGAAAAUACUUCAAUAUGCUCAAAGUAAACAUGAAAAAUAAUCAGUUCCUUGAAACCACCAUUAGUCUUGCUAUAAUACAGGUUAUAUUUAGUCUCAUUGCUAAGUUACUUAUUAUUUUCUUUUGUUUUUUUGGCAUAACAGAGUGAUGGACAGUUCUAUAAAUAUAUAUAAUAUACAUGUGUAAAUGACACAUUUGAUUCAGAUAUUGAAAUUAUACUGUCUUGUAAGUACAGUAAAACAUACAUAGCUAUUGAACAAACUGUAGCAUUUUGGUUGCUAGUAUUAAAUUAUAUUAUCAAAUAUAAACUUGUAUUGGCUAAUACAUCUACAUGUUUGUAUCAUUAUACAUAUAAUUAUUUUUUAGUUUAGAUUACUUUAAGUAUUUCUACUUUUUGAUAAUAGUCUUCUUGUGGCUAGAGAUUUUUAUGCAAAAUAAAGUUUAAAUUCACAAUAACAAAUUUAUUUGGAAACUAGUUUUGACACUUCCAUAUGUCCUGCUCAGUUCAAUGUUUGUGUUUCUCUCACAAAUAAACACUGGACUAAAGAGAACACAUGAAAGUGUCAAAAAUAGUAUCCAUAUAAAUUUGGUAUUGUUCUGUUAUUGUGGUUUUUAAACUUUUUUGAUUACUUUACAUGACAUUGUGUAUUUACCUACCAUUUUUGUUCAAGUUCAGCAUACCUGAAAUUUAAAUGUACACAGAACAUCUCAUAAAAUAAUUUACAUUAUAUUUUUAUGACAACAAUAUAGCCCCUUCUACUAUUGUUUUAGCAAUGAAAUUGACCUAGUUUGUAAAAUAAGUAAAAAAAAAAGUUACAGUUAGCAAUUAUAAAUCAUUAAUGUCAUUUGUAAGAAAAACUUUAAGCAUGGUAAUUUGUAUAUCAGCUCUUGUCAGUUAAGCACACAGAUGCUCUUUGCAGAUUGCCUAUUUUACAAGGAAAUUAGAUAUUAUUUGAUCAGCGUAUCUAACUCUAGAAGUGUAAGAUCAGUGUAAUAUUAAACCAACUGUUCUAUGCUGUAACUUCUGGCAAAAACAUAUUGAUAUCUUGAAUGUUCAAUUUAAAGCUGGGUAUAAAUUUCACAGGCAAUCAUAAUAUUUAUGGAGUAGUGUAUAGGAUUAUGAAAAAAGUGUACUUUAGCAAGAGACACAUUUUUAUAAUACUGGGUUUCAUUUCCAGUAAUUUAAAACUUAAAAUGAUUAUACAAAACGUUUCAGUAGCUGUACCAUAAAUGUGCAGAGGUUGACAAUUUCAACUUUUCAUUUAACAAAUUUAUGAAUUAUACUUAUAUUAAAGUAAAUUUUGCAUGUAAAAAUCUGAGUAGAAUUAUUGAGUUAUCUGUAUCUUUAUUUGAGUAUUUGUGCUCUUUUAUAUCAUACAAAAGCAUUGAAUGUUUAUCUUAGGGAAAGGUAAAUCAUUAAAAAAUGUUAACUGUCAAAGCAUAUAUAAUAAAUGUAGAUUAAUGUAUAGUGGAAUACAAUGUAAUUGUGUUUCAGCUAUUUAGCAUUUAUAUUUCCCCUAUUGAAUUGUGUCUGUUGAUGGGUGCUACAAAAUCAAGUUGUUGAAAGUUUCACGUUGGUUUAGACUUGCAAAUACAAAAUCAUACUCAUUUGCUCUAAAUGUCACAAAUGUAUACAUUAUAGUACUUCAAAAUCCUUAAUUGAUUUUAGUAGUUAGAGGAAAUGCUGUCCACUUUGAAUAAGAAUUGAACAAAAUCUGUUUGAUGAAUACAAAUAAUGCACUAUGAAAUAUCAAGGUCAGUAUGAAAAUGUAGUUAAUGCAUUUAAAUGUUUUUUUGCUCCAUGUUUCUCCAUCGUGUAAUAAGAAUUUUAGAAAUUUUUGAAACAUUAUUUUUGCUAAUAUGUAAACAUUUAUAGUACUUUCACAUUAUCCAUUGGUUUUUCACCAAAGAUAGCUAUUCAUGCUAUACUAAUAUUGAUAUGAAACAAACUCCUUAAUUUCUGAUAUUACAGGAGCAUAUUUCAAGAUUUACUGACCAGGAAAGUAACUUAUGUUCAGGAGUUAUUAAAAUUGAUUUCAAAUUUCAUCUGAAAAUAAUAGCUUUUGGAAGAUAUAGAAGGUUUGUAGUACAACAUUUGAUGAUUAAGUUGGCUGAUUGAUUUUUUACUCAGUGCAGAGUAAUUAUGUUUUGUGACUGUUGCCAAUCCAAUCCAUUUGGCCUUUUUUAAAUGAAAUGUUUUAUGUUCAUUAUAUAAACCAUUAAAGUCUUGAUAUCAGUGUAUAUUGGAUGUUAAUCUACAUAAACCACACAGACACAUGCACACAAAUCGAUAUAUAUAUAACAGAAAAUACUAUUAUGUUAUUACGUUUGUUUCAUAACUUGACACAGUUUCAAGCAAUUGUAUAUGUAGCAUACAAAACCUCAUAAUGUACUUGAAUAAUUAUGUAUAAUUCCAUUCAUAACAUGCCUCAGGGUAGUUAAUCCAAAAGAGUUGAUCUCUUGAAUUUUGGUUUUCCAUUAAAGAUAUACGUCACUUAGGUAUAAAAAGCUUCAACUAAAAGAAAAAGAAUAUAACACAAUAGCCAAUUUUGGUACUUUUUUCCUAUAGUGAUUGAUUUAUUGCCAUGAUCUAGAAGGUGCUUGAACUUUCAGGACAUUAUAUUUAAAUAAUAAUUUAAGAAAGGGUAAAAAAAAACAAUACAAAUAAAAAAACAGUGAAAAGAUACUGAUAUUUAAAUGCCAGAUCGUUUUCUCUGUAAAACACUAUUUUAUAAUUUUGUUUGUUUUGAACUCUGUUUUUAAUUGUAGCUAAUUUGUUUAUAGUUGUUUUAUAUAUGAUUUGAUAUUAUGUCUUCUAUUUAAAUGUGUUUAUAAACAUAAAGAAUUUAUUUGAAUUUGCAAAUAUUGCAAUUUUCUAUUAUUUUUUUCAUGUAUUCUCUGUCAGUUACAGUUUUUAAAUUUGUAGAAAUUUGAUAUUUAAUGUUACAUGCUACAGUGGGUGACAAAAUAUGGGCUUCUUUACAGCUAUCUUUACCAAAUUAUUUAGUUGUUUCCUUGACUUUCAUUAUAACAGUUUUAAAAAGUUAUCCAGUUUUUGAUAUUUAUAGGUUUAUACAGAAAGGUGUUACAUUCAAAUCUGUUUUUUAGCAUUUGUCUCAGUAAAAGCAUGAGUUUUUUAAUUUUUACUAUUUUAUUUUUAUUAUCUCUUUAUUUUAUCAGUGUGUGAGCUAAAAUAGUAUUUUUGUUUUUGAAAGUUGCUUAUGACGUGUUCGUGUUCGUAACUGGAACUUGAAGGAAAACCAUGCUUUGAAACAUAGUGAUAAUUCUAGCUGCUGUUUUAAAACUAGUCAAAGCUAGUACUUGCACUAGUAGUGUAUUACUUACUUCUCAUACUUAGAUUAAAGCAAAGUGUCAACUGCAUGGUCUGAAAUAUUUUUUUGUCUUCUCAGUUUUGUAUAUUAUUUUUUAGCACACAUAAAUGUACAAAUGUUUUGUCACAAUGUUUUUAAAAACUUGAGUACUUUAAGUUUGUUGUGAUCUUUAUAUUUUAAUAGGUUCAUUUAAUAUUUUAUCAAGUUUUGUUUUAUAAUUAAAGGUUUAUAACAUUUAUAUUCUGAUGGUAGUAAUAUUAAAUCUUAAUUAUUUAGGUGCUGUAUAAGCAGUUUGAAAACAUUAUUUUUCAAUCUAUUCUGCCAAAUCCCACAUUGCAUGAAUAAAGUCAUUUUACUGUGUAUUAUUGGUUUUGAUUGUACUUGUAAAGAUAUACAAUUUAUAAUGCUUCACAACAAUGGCUAUAUAUAUGUCUUAAUGCAAUUUAAAAAGCUGUAUGGCAGAGUCUGGUGAAGAUAAUUGAGUAAUACUCUUGUAGAACAUUAAAAAAAUUGGAACUUU
Messenger RNA from Limulus polyphemus (Atlantic horseshoe crab), 5603 nucleotides. Its product is annotated as protein unc-119 homolog B-like. Gene Ontology annotation, cellular component: cilium. Gene Ontology annotation, molecular function: lipid binding. Gene Ontology annotation, biological process: nervous system development; lipoprotein transport; cilium assembly. The record is from RefSeq and is a predicted model, not a curated record. Lineage: Eukaryota; Metazoa; Arthropoda; Merostomata; Xiphosura; Limulidae. The transcript has 7 exons. The coding region runs from base 175 to 930 and encodes 251 amino acids.